Molecule: messenger RNA, 417 nt
Organism: Cetraspora pellucida
Lineage: Eukaryota; Fungi; Glomeromycota; Glomeromycetes; Diversisporales; Gigasporaceae
Source: the annotation of a GenBank genome assembly
AUGGCAGAAGCAAGAUGUUUACUUAUAUUAAAAUAUGUAUCUACCUUGUUAAACCCAAUUCUACAAUAUAUAGGUCAAAUGCCACCUAGUGAUUAUUGUGAUAUGAUUAUACAAGCAUGGACAUCUGCUAUACCAAAUAUGAUGGCUCUUGAAAAUGCAAAUGCUAGAGAUUUUGAUAAUGCUGCUAAAGUUGAAAUUAUAAAAAUUUCAUCCAAAGAUUAUAAACAAAUACAUGAAUUUUAUGCUGAUCAAGGGGAUUCUAGAUGGUUAAAUCUUUUUAGAGAAGAAGUGCUACAAAUAGAAUCGAAAGUAGAUGAAAUUAGUCAAAUGACAUCUCAAUUCAGAAGGAUAAUGCUUGAUAAUCAAUCCAAAAAACCAGAUGAUGAAGGUGGAUAUAAUGAGGAAAAUAAUAUAUGA